GUUAACAGGGGAUUCAUGGAGCUUGUCACAGCACCACUGUUUUCUAUGUCUUCUUGUCCACGAUGCCCUUUAGGAUUUCAAUAAGAUGCGUGUGUGUUUCCAGAUAAUCAGUUUCUUCCUCGCCGUCAACUUUUACUGCCAGCCGCUCCGAGCUCAGGAUCCCUCCUGUUGCCAACAUGCUGCCGAGUUCUCGCCUUGCAAAGAAGCUUGUGACCAGCUCGCCACUAUAAAGAGUGAGUCUCGUCUGAAGCAUCUGCUCCAGAGGUUACCCAGUUACUGUCCGGAGUUGAUGAAUGAACUUUGGACGUGCAUCAACUCUUCACUUCCAGGAGUAUCCAGGAAGUCGGACGGCUGGGUGGGGCUGGGCUGCUGCGAGCUGGCCAUCUCAGCUGAGUGUCGCAGGGAAUGCAGACAGGCGUCAUCUAAAAAUGACAUAACUAAAGUAUGCAAAAAAAUGACAGAAACCUCCCUCUACAGCUGCAUCACCAAAAAUGAAAUGGGCUCCACCUGCUGCAGCUAUGCAGGGCGCCACACCACCUGCAGGGAGUACUGCCAGGCCAUCUUCAGGACCGACUCCACCCCCACCGUGUCCCAGAUCAACGCCGUGAACGAGUACUGUCAGAGCCACAGCGCACAGCUGCUCAGCUGCGUCAGCAACUUCACCAAGUCCUACCCCAUACGCAGCCCCAUCGACAGUCUGUACUGCUGUGACCGGGCUGAGGCCACGCACUGCCAGGUGGCGUGCCGGCGGAUCCUUCGCACCAUGAGCACGGAACACGAGAUCAUGGAGGGUCUGAUCGACGAGUGCGGCUCCCAGCCCCUCCCUCAGGAGCCCAUGUGGCAGUGCUUUCUGGGCAGCGCCCACCCUCCCUCCCCACCUGAAGAGGAUACCCCACACCCCGCCAAGAUGGACUGCGCCAAGCUGCACUGCUGCUCCAAGGCGAACACCUCCCUCUGCAGGGACAUGUGCCAGGAGAUCAGCACCAACUGGGGCAGCCAGACCUGGCAGGACUUUGACCAGCUCUGUGAGUACAACCCGGUGGAGACGGAGCUCAUCAACUGCCUGGCCGACGUCAGAGAGCCAUGUCAGCUGGGCUGCAAGGACCUCACCUACUGCACCAACUUCAACAACAGGCCGACGGAGCUGUUCCGUAGCUGCAACGUCCAGUCGGACCAGGGCGCCAUGAACGACAUCAAGCUGUGGUCCAACGGGACGAUCAAGAUGCCGUUCAUGAACAUCCCGGUGCUGGACAUCAGGAAGUGUCUGCCGGACAUGUGGAAGGCCGUGGCCUGCUCCCUGCAGAUCAAGCCCUGCCACAGCAAGUCCAGAGGGAGCGUCAUAUGCAAGUCGGACUGCUUGGACAUACUGACUCAGUGCGGGGACAGGAAGCGUUUCCAUGAAGGACAAACUCCAGAGAGGAUCUGUGAGCUGCUGUCGCCCAUUGACGACCCUGAACGCUGCAUCCCCCUCCACCGAUACCUCAUCCCCAGUUCCCUAGGCAACAGCAUCGUGGAGGAGGUCAUCCACCCGUGCAACCCCAACCCCUGCCCCAGCAACCACUUAUGCCAGGUCAACAGGAGGGGCUGCCUCGACGAACUCACCUGUCAGCCGUUCCUCUGUGUGCCAGGCUGUAAACUGGGCGAGGCCUCUGAGUUUCUGGUGCAGCAGGACGCCCGCAUCCAGGUGCCGACUCGCACCGGCCCGACGGGGUGCCACGAGGUCUGCAGCUGCGGCCCCAGCGGGCGCCUGGAGAACUGUGCGGAGAUGCCCUGCUGGGACACCGAUGAGCCCUGCAUCGUCGCAGGACAGAGGAAGAGCCACGGGUCGUCCUUCAAGAUCGACUGCCACACCUGCUCCUGCUUCGCUGGAGACACCAUCUGCUCCACCAGAGAGUGUCUCGACUUCGACAGCUCCGAGGAGGACCGCAGACACUUUACCGGCCUUCCCUGUAGCUGUCCGGACCGCUUCGUCCCAGUGUGUGCCUCUAACGGGCGGACGUAUCCCAGCGCCUGUGUGGCCCGCUGCAUGGGCUUCAAGGACCAUCAGUUUGUCUUCGGCCUGUGCCGCCUCAGUAACCCUUGCACCGGCAAGCCCUGUCAGAGGAACCAGAGGUGCAUCCCGAAGUAUCGCGUGUGUCUCAGUGACUCGUCAGACUGCCUGCAGUACGAGUGUGUGGGCCGCCCGGGGGCCUGCGAUAAGAGCAGCUUGGAGCCGGCCUGCGACACCGACGGCCUGGUCCACCCCAGUCCAUGCCAGCUGCAACAGGCGGGGAAAACCCUGGCCUACAUGGGUCACUGCCAGGAUGCCUGCAGGAAGCCUCAGCAAGUCUGUGGCCAUAACGGAGAAACCUACAUCACAGUGUGUGACGCCUUCACCGACCGCGUGGCCGUGGACUACGAGGGGCCCUGCCACGCCGUGGGGGCCAUGUCUGACGGGGCCCCCGACUCUGCGUGCAGUGUGAUUCCCUGCCCACCGCUGUCCACUCCGGGCUGCCAGCCCGUCACCCCACCUGGAGCCUGUUGUCCGAUAUGUGCCAGCAUGCUGCAGAUCCUCUGGAACAAAGAGCAGAUGAACACUUUCUCUAAGUUGAACAAGAACCAGCCGGUGACGGUCCACGACGUCCUGCAGAUCAUGCGUCUUCAUGUCUCGGUGCCGCAAUGCGACGUCUUCGGCUACCUGAGCAUCGACCACGAGCUGGUGGUCCUCAUCGCCCCAGUGGACCAUCAGCCAACACCGCUGCAGAUCGAAGCCUGCAGCACGGAGGCCGAGAAGAUUGAUUCCCUCAUCAACUACGCCAGCCCCACGCUGGUCUCCCACGUCCCACUCUCGGCGUUCCUCGCGUCCGAGAUCAAGACCUCCCACAUCCGCUCGUCCGGGGCCGCUCCGCCCUCACCCCUGCCCCCGGGCCUGUGCUUCCUCCUGGGGCUCCUCAUCGCUGCAGCCCCUGUCCUCCACCAGGUUUAA
This is a messenger RNA of Cyclopterus lumpus (lumpfish), 2965 nucleotides long. It is a transcript of the gene reck, whose product is annotated as reversion-inducing-cysteine-rich protein with kazal motifs. NCBI's taxonomy places the organism in Eukaryota, Metazoa, Chordata, Actinopteri, Perciformes, Cyclopteridae. The record is from RefSeq and is a predicted model, not a curated record. Gene Ontology annotation, molecular function: metalloendopeptidase inhibitor activity; protein binding. Gene Ontology annotation, cellular component: plasma membrane. Gene Ontology annotation, biological process: blood vessel maturation; sprouting angiogenesis; extracellular matrix organization.